AUGGCGACGCACCUGCACCUCACUCACUCUCACUUCUUCCUCCCUUCUUACAAACUCCUCUUAACCGCCGCUCCAGAACCUCGCCUUUGUCAAUUCGGCGUCCGUCACCGCCGCUGCCUCCUCGUCACAGAUUGUGCUUCUUCACCGAAUGAAACAAGAGUUGCCAGUAGGAAACCGGCGAGGACCAAUGCAGAUCUCUGCAACGAUUUACGGGAAUUUAUGUCUGAUGCUGGGUUUCCUGACGGACAUGUUCCUUCUUUGAAGGAGCUUUCGCACCAUGACAAGUUUAGUUUCUGUAGCAUUAUAUUACUCUUCUUUAUUUCCAAUUCCUUGUUCUGCACUUGA
This is a messenger RNA of Lactuca virosa, 345 nucleotides long. The record is from the annotation of a GenBank genome assembly. NCBI's taxonomy places the organism in Eukaryota, Viridiplantae, Streptophyta, Magnoliopsida, Asterales, Asteraceae.